Molecule: messenger RNA, 1602 nt
Organism: Pelmatolapia mariae (spotted tilapia)
Lineage: Eukaryota; Metazoa; Chordata; Actinopteri; Cichliformes; Cichlidae
Product: E3 SUMO-protein ligase ZBED1-like
Exons: 3
Coding region: 418-1602 (394 amino acids)
Molecular function (GO): protein dimerization activity
Source: RefSeq, a predicted model, not a curated record
GCAGCGGUCAAUAACCGAAGCAUUUGCUAGUACUCAACUAUAUGAGCGAACUUCAAAAAGAUGGCAAGAAAUCACAAAUGCUAUAGGCUACCACAUAGCAAAAGACAUGGCUCCUAUUGCUACAGUGGAACGCAACGGGUUCAGACACUUCAUGAAAAUAAUUGACAAGAGAUACGAACUCCCAUCACGAAAAUAUUUUUCAAAAACUAUCAUUCCCAGCAUGUACAGCACAGAGAGGGAAAAGGUUGCUGCUGAAUUGAGAUACGUUAAGCACGUUGCAGCCACAUCCGAUCUCUGGUCCAGCCGCACAAUGGAGCCGUAUAUUAGUCUCUCACAGUUCAUUACAUCGACAACAAAUGGGAGCUGCGUACCAGAGUGCUCGAGACGGCCUAUUUUCCAUCUGAUCACACGGGGGAGAUGGUUGGACAGGGGUUGAGAGCGAUGCUGUCUGCAUGGGACAUCAGUGAAGAGGACCUUGUUGCUAUAACAACUGACAACGGCCCAAAUAUUGUGAAAGCUGUCAAGCUCAAUAAAUGGACACGGGUGCAAUGUUUUGGGCACAGGCUGCACCUGGCAAUCGAAAACACCCUGAAAAAUCACCCCCCUGUGGAACGGGCAACGAAGACCUGCAAAAAGAUUGUUAGUACCUUUUCCUACAGCUGGAAAAAGAAGAAGGCAUUACGGAAGGCACAACAAGAGAUGAACCUACCAAUGCACAAGCUCAAAACGGCAUGUCCAACCAGAUGGGGAUCCAUGCAGAUGAUGACAGCACGGAUCCUUGCGCAGAAAAAUGCCAUCACCCGGGUCCUCACUGAUGACAGAGCAUCAAGACAUCUUGUUCCGACGUGGUCAGACCUGGAUGUCUUGGAGGCAGUCAACAAAGCUCUUGCUCCAUUGGUAGAGUUUACGCACGCCCUGUCAGGGGAAGAGUAUGUCACCAUCUCAUCUGUGAAGCCUGUCCUACACAUCCUCCAUUCACGAGUGCUGGCUGAGGAAGACGACGAUGUGACGCUGACCAAAACCAUAAAAUCUGAAAUCCUUGCAUACCUUGACGACAAGUUUUCAGAUCCUCCCACUGUAGAGCUUUUGGACACAGCCAGCUUUGUUGACCCCAGAUUCAAAGCUGCAUAUAUUUCUGCCGACCGUGUUACUACCAUUCAAGAGAAAGUGAAAAUGGAGAUGAAGUCAGCAGCUGCAGUCCACCCAGAAAGUACAGCAGAGAGCACAGAGCCUCAGCCUUCUACAUCAUCCGAAGAAAAAAAGCGAAAGAGAUCACUGGGAAGCUUUUUCAAAGAAAGUGAGACUCUCUCUUCAACUGCACCCACUGUGUCACCUGAGCAAGCAAUAGAAGCUGAGCUGAGCAGCUAUUCAGUGUGUCCUGUCCAGGACAGUGAGGAAAAUCCACUAGAUUGGUGGAGAAAGCAUCAAGUAAACUUUCCCACUCUAAGUAAAGUUGCAAAAAAGUAUCUUUGCAUCCCAGCCACCAGCUCCCCAUCCGAGCGGGUUUUCAGUUCUGGAGGAAACAUUGUGACAUGCCUCAGAUCCUGCCUGAAACCUGAAAUGGUCAAUAUGCUUGUGUUUCUUAGCAAGAACCUGGAGUAA